GAUGACCAGAGACUGCGGACACAGUACAGGGAUGACCAGAGACUGCGGACACAGUACAGGGAUGACCAGAGACUGCGGACAGUACAGGGAUGACCAGAGACUGCAGACACAGUACAGGGAUGACCAGAGACUGCAGACACAGUACAAGGAUGACCAGAGACUGCGGACACAGUACAGGGAUGACCAGAGACUGCGGACAGUACAGGGAUGACCAGAGACUGCGGACAGUACAGGGGAUGACCAGAGACUGCGGACAGUACAGGGAUGACCAGAGACUGCGGACAGUACAGGAGAUGACCAGAGACUGCGGAAAG
Molecule: messenger RNA, 314 nt
Organism: Staurois parvus
Lineage: Eukaryota; Metazoa; Chordata; Amphibia; Anura; Ranidae
Source: the annotation of a GenBank genome assembly